UAUCCACUUCUCUUUAAUAAAAUUGAAAAGCUUGAAGCCCUAGUAAAAGAAAUAUUGGCUUUGCUUCUUCACUUGAGAAAUAGUAGAAGGGUCAUUUUGCUGUCUAGAUUCUAUAUGUAUUGCCAAUGAACAUUGAAUUUUACCUGCAAAGCUGAGGAUUGCGGCAGGUUUUAGAGUUCAUAGGGUUCAUCAAAAUUGUUAGGUUUUUUCUUGUCUCGAUAGGAUAGGGUAUAAAAAGUUGAGUUCAGCUUUUGAACUGGUGCAACUGCAACUACACUGAUCUAUUAGAUUUAGAGCUUCUUUAAUCUUGGUGGAAGAUUCCCAUUUCCGAGAUUCUUAAGGUUACUCAAACAAAAAGAUCGAGAGCAGAGAAUGAAGAAAAGUGGCAUUAUCUCAAUUGCUGGUGUUAUUUUUCACUACUAUUGGAAGCAUUUUGGUGUGCUAGCAGUUACACAUGCAAUUUCUCAAAACGAAGAUACAACUUUAUCUCUUUCUUGUUAGAGGCCGCAUGUAAAUGCUGGUGCAUCAAUCUUUUGGGCUUCCUUAUUACAAGGCCGUACUCUUGAAGUAAAGCUUAGAGGCAGGUAUGCGAUGAACCCAGAGUUCUUCAUUUCGAAAAAUUUUCAUCUCGAUUCCAAAGGGAAAGCACUGUUUUUCAGUUCCAUAGCUAAGACUAAGCCGAAGAGAAUAGUUAAAGUAGCUUCCCCAGUGCUGCGACCUUCUCCUACUGCUACUUCCCCUCCAUCCUCAGCCUUGACAGUCAAGAACCAAAUUAAACUGAUCUGCUACAAGAUGUGCAACAUUUUCUCUUAAUUUAUUUUGAUACCUUUUGAAUGAUGAGAGGAGUAAGAUGAUCUCAAGUCCAAGGGAAAAAGAUUGUCAACCAAAGCAAGAGGGAGAAACCAAUGACGGCAAGUUCUCCAAGGGGUCAUCAAGUUCAAGGCAGUGGUCAGGAUUUAGAAAUCCAAGGAUUGUCAGAGUUUCGCGUUCUUUUGGAGGAAAAGAUAGGCAUAGCAAAGUUUGCACUAUAAGGGGAUUAAGGGACCGGCGGAUUAGGCUUUCUGUACCUACUGCAAUUCAGUUAUAUGAUUUGCAAGAUAGGCUUGGGCUUAGUAGCCUAGCAAGGUAUAUUGAUUGGUUUGAUGCUACUAAAACUGAUAUUGAUAAGCUUCCACCACUUCAGAUGCCACCAGUUGGUCAGUUCCAUCAGCAAAUGCUACCCCAUGAAUCAAAUUCCUCUCAAUCCUCUCUUGCUCCUUUCUUUGAGGCAAAUGCUAUGUUCAUGAAGGACGGGGAAGACCCAAGCAUAGCAGCAAAAAGAUACUGGGAUAUGGAUGCCGCAUUGAGAGCAAAAAGCAAGGAAGCUGAAAGAGAAAGUACGACUGCUGCGGAGAAGGGAAAGUGGAUCAAAGUAACUGAACAACAUGAAAAUCAAGAUGGAAUUGGUGAUUAUAAUGGACAGGCUUCAUCACAAAAGCAUUUUCCCGUAGCCAAUCAUUCCUCAUUACCUGGCUUGUCAAACAAUGCCACGCCCUUCAAUCCCUACUACCAUUGGGAGCCUUCAAGCCUAUCGUUAUCCCAAUUUGGAAAUCAUGGAUUUCUGUCCCAAACUGAAAAUUUCCUCCAUGGUAACACUACUGUGCCAUUGCCAUCUUCACUGGCUCUUCCAUCUGCGCAUGCACCCCAGCUAUUUUUCUGUCCACCAUCAACAAUGCCUUCACUUUUUCCCACAUAUCCUCCAUAUGUUACUACUACUCCAGGGGAUAGUAGUGAUUCCAGGCAAAUCAAUCAUUUCCAAUUACUGAGCUCAAAUUCCCAACAUAUUCUACCAAAUUCUGUCACAAUGAGUCCUUCCAUGAAGCCUUUCUCAUUGAACGUAAAUGCUGGCCUCAGUACCCAUACACAAAAUGAUGAUGAAAGUCAUGCAGAAGAGGAUAAUAUCGAUUCUUGAAAGAGAUCCUGGUGGCUCGUUCAAAACUUCAAAUUGAUGUAAUUUGAUUUCUUGGACUAUAUUCGUGGAUCGGCAUGAAUUUGGCAGAAUUAUUAGAGGAAUUUCAUUUGUUUUGCUUAGACAGAAAGUUUCAGAUCAUGAAAUUAAGGAAGAAUUACAAAUAAGGGUCAUUACAUUUGUUUCAAUACAUCAGAUGGAUAUGUUGAAUGUAUCAACCAGAAGAAAGAAGAAGAAAGAUUGCCUUGACAGUUGACAGUUAUUUCAACUUCUUCAGGUGGGCGUAAUUAAUUCUACAAUACAGGUAAGAUGCUAUAAUACUUUCUGGCUAUUCUAAAUGCAUAUUCUUAUUAUUAUUAUUAUUUAUAGACAGGUUUUUAGUAGGUAGGUGAAGAAAGUUAUUUUGUACUUUAAUUUCUACAGAUGGCAAUAUUGAUUCUUGUGUGUUAACUUUCUGUAUUCGUUAUAUAUA
Molecule: messenger RNA, 2420 nt
Organism: Theobroma umbraticum
Lineage: Eukaryota; Viridiplantae; Streptophyta; Magnoliopsida; Malvales; Malvaceae
Source: RefSeq, a predicted model, not a curated record